This is a messenger RNA of Mercenaria mercenaria, 2415 nucleotides long. Its product is annotated as mitochondrial import inner membrane translocase subunit TIM44-like. Lineage: Eukaryota; Metazoa; Mollusca; Bivalvia; Venerida; Veneridae. Gene Ontology annotation, molecular function: protein-folding chaperone binding. Gene Ontology annotation, cellular component: mitochondrial inner membrane. The transcript has 15 exons. Gene Ontology annotation, biological process: protein import into mitochondrial matrix. Bases 36 to 1415 code for a protein of 459 amino acids. The record is from RefSeq and is a predicted model, not a curated record.
GCGAAAAUAAUGCCGCACACCGAUUAAAAUCCAUCAUGGCUUCCAUGUGGAGGGUCACGCCAAAAAAAUUUCAUUCGAGUGAAAGUACCAAGAUUUUAUACCAGAUAUUCUGCAGAGAAUGUUCUUAUAACAGGCAAGUGACAGCGGCUAGUAGUUGUGUAGUGUGUAAGCCAUGGAGACACCAGGAUAGUUUUACAUGUCAGGUGAGAAGCUAUUCUGAUGGACGGAAAGGUUUCUUUGAGAAUAUAUAUGAAAACCUUAAGGAAGGAUUUUCAAAAGACAAACAUUUAAAUGAAAAUUUGAAGAAAUUUCGACAAGAAAAAGAGAAGUUAGAAAGUUCAGAUGCCAUAAAGAAAGCAAGACAAAAAUUUGAAAAUAUUGGUAUGGAGUCAGACACAACAGAAACUUUUAAAAAAGGAAUAAAAGAUGUGAAAAGUAAAGUUUCAGAGACACUAGAAGAAGUUCAGAAGUCAGACUUUGUGAAAAAGGGUAUGGAAGUGACAGGAGAACUGGGUAAAACUGUUGGCAAGGCUGGCGAAACUGUGAUAGAACAAGGAAAGAAGUUAGGUGAAAGUGCUACAGUACAGACCGUUUCAAAGGGAGUUAAAGCUGUAAAAAAAGAAUUUGAUGAAACUGCGUUAUCAAAAGCCAAGCACUAUAAACCACCAGAAAAAUUACGCAUGAGGUCAGAUAGACUGGAUCCAUCAGAACGAGACUCUCGGAUAUUUGAACCAGACAAUGAGACAGUUGGUGUAGUUUUACAUAAAGAUUCUAAAUGGCAUGAAAGUUGGCAGAAUUUCAAAGACAACAAUGAAUUUGUAAAUAAGGUUUUUGAUUUAAAGAUGAAGUAUGAUGAAAGUGAUAACAUAGUGGUCCGAGGGACAAGAUUCUUCACAGAUAAAAUAUCUAGUUUAUUUGGUGGAAUGUUUUCAAAAACAGAGAUGUCAGAAGUGUUGACAGAAGUUUGUAAAAUGGAUCCAGAUUUUGAGCCAGAAAGAUUUGUACGAUGGUGUCAGUAUGAUGUAAUUCCAAAUCUUUUAGAGGCAAUGGCUCAUGGUGAAGAAGAAGUUUUAAAAGACUGGUGUUAUGAAGCUCCAUUCAAUGUUCUUAUGCAUCCAAUCAAGACUGCAAAAAGUAACGGCCUCCGGAUUGACAAUAAAAUAUUGGAUGUUAGUAAUGUAGAUAUUGCUGCUGGUAAAAUGAUGGAACAGGGGCCAGUUCUUGUGAUAAGCUUCAAUGCUCAACAAACAAUGGUAGUCAGGAAUGCCAAGGGGGAGGUGGUAGAGGGAGAUGCUGAUAAAAUCAUGUGGGUAACGUAUGUGUGGGCUCUGUGUCGGGACAUGGAAGAAUUAAACCCAGAUGCUGCCUGGAAAUUACUUGACAUCUCCAUGCAUUCUCAGGAACAGUGGUUAUAACCAGAACAAAAACAUAAGCUUCAUAUUUCAUCUAUAAAUUAUAUCAACAACAUCAUGAUUUUCAUCUGUAUUUUCUGUAUUGACUAGAGGCAAGCCUGUGAUUGGAGCAUGUGAAUCACAGAAGUCUUAUUUUAUCACAAGACUGAGGGAGUUAUGACAAACAAACUGUUGUGAAUUAAAGACUGAGUUCUUCAGUAAAGCUGUUUGAAAAAAAAAAGGACAGAAGUAACUUAAAAUUGUGCAGUUAAGAAGUGAAUAUGGGAUUUGUUUUGCAUAAAAAAUAUUGUGAGUGAAGUUAUAAAUUGGUCAAUGUCUUCAGAUCAUUUUUGUCGACAUUUACUGCUGAGAUGCUGAUAAGUGAUGGCAUUGAGGAAUCAUGAUAACAUGUGCUGUAACUUCAAUAGAAAUUUUCAUUGAGAAAUGGUAACAUCAUGAUGAGGCACUAGAAUGAGCUGAAUGUGACAUUUCCAUUCCAUGUACAGCACUAACUGAAGCAUUGAUUUAGAUGUAAAAUGGUAUUUAUUAAACAGAUUAAAAGCUGCCUAGUGUUACAUUCAAAAUCAGUUAUUACCUAACAAACUACCUAGCAAAUUGCAGUGCAUUGUAUAACAAAACCCCUGUCAACCAAUUAUGUUCUAGAUUUUGUGGUUUCUUUUAUUUCUAGGCAAUUUGCUUGAUGUUUGAUGUUUUUGUUUAAUGGUUGACUACAACAAUACACCACUGUGACUGAUUUUCAGCACCUUUAUCUGUUAACUUACUUCGUUUCUGUAUCCACAUUUGAGAUGUAUGUUUAAGACCAGUUUUAUUGUUUUAAUCAUGAUGGAUUGAGUAAUAGGUUGAGUUGAUGAUCUAAAACAGAAAGUUUGUCUAAUUCUGGACACUGCCAGUUCCAAAAUGAAUGGAACAUGAAAUAGAGAAAAAUUCCAUAGGCAUUGAAAGUAAAAUUAGCAACUGACUUAAAAAAAUACAUAGAGAGAUGGAAUAAAAUGUCUUAUUUUUA